Messenger RNA from Aspergillus fumigatus Af293, 1836 nucleotides. RefSeq names its product putative C6 transcription factor. Gene Ontology annotation, biological process: DNA-templated transcription; regulation of DNA-templated transcription. Lineage: Eukaryota; Fungi; Ascomycota; Eurotiomycetes; Eurotiales; Aspergillaceae. Gene Ontology annotation, molecular function: DNA-binding transcription factor activity, RNA polymerase II-specific; DNA binding; zinc ion binding. The transcript is spliced from 7 exons. The coding region runs from base 1 to 1836 and encodes 611 amino acids. The record is from RefSeq and is a predicted model, not a curated record.
AUGGCCCCGCAAUUACCACAUCUUCCAACGCUCGCCCCCAGCCCACGAGGUCCCAUCACGCGGAAGACUACCACCGUAUCACGAUUAAAGAAGAUUUCCACCGCUUGCUUAUCAUGUAAACAAGCGAAAAGAAAGGUAGGAUGCAGCGGCGGACCACCACCAUGUAAUUCUUGCAAGACCGCGGAUGCCGAAUGCGUCUUCGAUGAGUCCCUAGACCUAAGGCGAAAGGUCGCGGCUAAACGAAACCUCGAGGAGUUGUCCUAUUACCGAAGCCUGCUAUACGCUCUCCUUGAGUCGCUUCGCAAUUCAGACGAGACCGAAUUGAACGAAAUCCUGGAUCACAUACGCGGUUCCCCAUCGCUCAACAGCAUUGCGGCCAUCGUGGCUAAGCCGACCAUAGACCCAAGCGAUGUCAGUUCCGAGGACCUCAAAGGUGGUUCUGAGGAGUCCAGCUCGCAAGCUGGAGCGCGGGAACCCGUAUACCUCGAUAUACACUCUCGAAUAACCAUGGAGAAACUUUGCGAUAUUCCUCUAGUACAAGUCCCUGCUAAGCCUUGGACAUCCGUCACCGAUGAUGGUCAACUUGUUUCGCAUCUGGUCUCUUUAUACUUUACCUGGGACAAUCCCUUAUUGCAGAUAUUGGAUCAGAAGGUCUUCCUGGAGCAUAUGAAAGCAAGGAAUACGGACUCGGAAUUCUGUACGCCGUUACUGGUGAACAGUGUUCUGGCCAUGGCAAGUGUGUACUCUGAUUUCCCUGAUGUCUUUGCUGUUCCCUCAGAAGUGGCUUCGCGCGGCCGACAUUUCUUAAUGGAAGCGGAGAGGCUUUGGAGAGCCGAAGAAGGCCAGGCUUCUCUGGCGAAUAUCCAGGCGGUAGUCCUGAUGAGUUAUGUUUUGAAGUCUCAAGGGAAGAGUCAACUCGGCUGGCUCAUGCUCAAGCAAGGUGUGCAACUUGCCCAAGAUUUCGGACUCUUCCAGGCAUCAAGACCAGUACCUCAUAGAACGUGGUCUGCCCAAUUUCAGCGUGUUGCAGCAAUCACUGCAUGGGGGAUUUAUAUCAUGAACUCUGGCGCAUACAUGGCUGAUCUUUGUGACAGGCAGGUAUCUAUGGAACUACAAAGGGUACCGGCCCUGAAACCUCCCAGCUCCAACCUGUUCAGCGACGAAGAAGCUACCGAAAAAACCAUGUGGAGUCCAUACCCUCUUACGAACAGGCUCGACUACAUCAGAAAACCGGCCCGUCUUCGUUAUGCCAUGCAGAAGUUGGCCGACCUGACUCUGAUUACGGUGGACAUCCAAGAGCUGUUGUUUGAAAAGGUAUUCGAGAUAACCGUCGAGCGACUCUGGGCAGAGGUGGGAGUGUUCCUUUCGCGCUUAGAAACGUGGCUCGUAGAUAUGAAGGGCGCUAUGGAGGAUGAAGAUCAGUCUAUGCCACACAUGUCGUUCCUGCGGAUCAAGUGUGACCAAACAAUCAUGUCGAUGUUCAGCUUUGUUUUGGGGCACAUGAUGGCUGAGCAAUCACAACACUCACCAGAGGUCCAAGAAGCGACUAAGAUUCGACUUCGGGCUGCGAAAGAAAUCGGUCGUUGUUUGCGUCAGCAGCGCCAGACUUAUGGUCUCGAACAAAUUCCACGAUACCUGCUCGAGACUGUCAAUAGCACUUGUCUUGUUUUGGCUACCGACUUGUGUGAUGAGCAUUCGCAGGAAUUGUUUGCUGAGACGUGUCGAUACCUGGUCGCGUUGAAAAAGAGGAUGGCAAAGGUGGAGGAGAUGAUUGUGAGAAUCGAAUCUCUAGUGGGAGCUGAUACCUUUGCAAGAGCCGCGGGUUACUUGAAUUAG